Messenger RNA from Paramuricea clavata, 14406 nucleotides. The record is from the annotation of a GenBank genome assembly. NCBI's taxonomy places the organism in Eukaryota, Metazoa, Cnidaria, Anthozoa, Malacalcyonacea, Plexauridae.
AGCAAACAAGCCACCGGAUAAGCAAAUAGCAUAAAAAGCGAGACGCAACGCCCGGAAGAGUCACACAAACACGUCGGCUGGACACAACGCAUGUACAAGGAAAUUACUAGUGGAAGUCUAAAGAUGAAAUUACUCUGCUUGGCCCUUGUUCUCGUAUGGGUUAAAAUGGGUAAGCAUUCAUGAGUUCAAAUUUAAAACCAUCUGCUGAAUAGAUUAUAUUUGAUUACGUGCUGUUUACUACAUCGCGUGAUGAAUUGUUUGAUCAAGGUUUUAGUUGCCUUAAUUUUGAUUUAUUGCGAAUUAAAUUUAUGUUUAAUUUCGAUACAUUUGAGAAUAAUGACCUGUGUAUCCACAAGACGCUUUGAGAAAAAUGCGAAUUAACUCCACUUUGUAGUGCCUGUGAAAUAUUUUACCAAUUGUUCAAUGUAAUUAUGUAAACAUAAAUACAGCGUGAAAACGAACGAUCUAUUCAGCACGACAACAUAGCUAAAGUAGCCAUGGGAAUUUCUAAAAACCUUUCAUCAGUCUUGAGUUCUCCUUAUGUUAAUUAAUAAGGGCAAUACAUUUUAAGUUUUCUGAGUGAACUGACCUGCGCACCCAAUAUAUAAUUAUAAGUUAAAUAUAACCGCAAGAACUCGGUUUUGGUCAGCGCGCAUCAAGGUAUCUGAUUCAGCAUAUUUGCGCAAAACUAGGCGACAUCGUACGAUGCAUAAAUUUAUAGUAACAAAACACUUUCGUGUUAUAUUGGGAAACAUUCAAUGCUGUGCCCAUGGUAUGUCAAGGUUACGUCAAUCGGAACAAUGUCAAUGGGCGGUUUAGUAUCGGGUUAGAGUCCAUUGAACUUUAUAAUCUGCGAAAUCGCGCCUAUUUCUUUUGUCUUCAGGCGAUCUAAUUCGUCUGGCACUGUGCAACAUAUGCUUCAAAUUUUAUAUCAUAUCCAAGACCAUAUCAGCAUAAUGGAAGUUUUCUGUUUAGCAUAUGUUAUUAGACUGACUUCUUAUUAUGUAGGACUGGUUUAAUAUGACAUAUAAACUCUGGAAAACAGCAACAGUUUUGAUUUAAGAGAUUAUCCCUUUUAUAACAAAUGAAUACCAGAAAAUUUUGUCAUUCUGUUUAGAAUUUAGGAAGUGGACCUAAAUAUAAAAUUUUAAUACUUUAUUUAUUGAAUUUUCUUUUUUCCUUAUGAUGAGAUCUCACGCUUUAAUACGCUUUUGUUAAUGUCGCCUGUUUCACUCUUCCGUUGUGGUCUUGAUGUUAUCUAAAGGCUUGUUGAAACGGAUCCAACAUUGUUAGCACAACAACAUCAUUCAACAAUUCUCAAAUACUGUUUUGAACUGCUUCUUUUCACAAGUUUUUAAAACACAAAUUUUCUGGAUAAACCUUAUGGAUUUAACCUCAUAGCAUAAGCUGAUACGAGGUACUAGUGAAAUCUAACCUGAAAUGGGCUUCUUUGUUUUGGAACCACGCCUUCUCAGUUAUUCUAAUCAGGUCCGGCCUGCUGAUAUUCACAAAAAUUCGCUGCGGUAAACUGAUCCAAUUCUUGCCAAAACAAGUCAAUUCAACGCAAUAACUCAUUGAAUCCUUCAAAUCUCGAAUGGUUUAGAAUUAAACAUGCAGAGACUUGAUGGCUUGUAUCUUCAGGAUCAUUCAGUACUCUGUCACAAAUAUCCUCUUCUACGUAGUCCGGACUUUAAAUGGGGAUGCGAAUUUCUGAAAACCUUUCAUCAGUUUUGAGUUCACUUUAAGUUUAUUAAUAAGGGGAAUAUAUUUUAAGAUUUCAAGUGAACUGACCUGCGCGCAAAAUAUAUAGGUUAAAUGUAACCGGACGAUACUGAGAAUUCGGUUCUGGCCGACGUGCAUUAGAGUAUCUAGUGAUUCAGCAUACCCGUGCGCAAAACAAGUCGAGUCGUCGGCGUACGAUGCGUAAAUUUAUAGUAACAAAAUGAUUUCGUGUUACAUUGAGAAAACAUUUAUGCAAAGAACAACGACUUAACAGAAUAUCGAGAGUUUCACGGCGACAGUGUUUUGUUUUCCACUUCAACGAAAAUGCCGCGGUGCGUUACGAUACAGUCGAAGCGGAAAAUGGUCUUAAAUCUAAUCAGCAUGUCUGAGAGAGGUUAUCAUUCACUAUACAUUGAAAUAUUAAAACGUCAUUCUUUUUUCACAAAUUACCGCUGAACAUAAACGAGCCGAAGGUGGGCGGGCAAAAGGAAGAAAGACAGCAAGCUUCCACUGCAUAGUAAUCGGUAUAGCUUAUAUAUAGUUUAUUUUGUAAGCCAGGCAUACAUUUACCUAAUUUCCCUGCAUGCAUGUUGAUAUAAUGGCUGUAGGAUUUCCUUUCUCAUUUGAAAGAGGGUUUCAACAUUUCCGACUGAUAUUAAUAAUUUAACUGAAAAUAUAGUAGUAACUCCAAAAUCUACGUUUCGGCGAUUAGUGAAAAGAGUGACUCUAUAGUCGAAACAAUUUAAAAAAAUGUUUACUGUUGUCGGAGUUGAAUUUUGUAUUUCAUACUCAUGCAUGUGCAUGGUUCCUGCAUGCAAUCAGUUUGAAAGUGAAUGUUUGCAAUCAGUUUGUUCAGGCCGGUUACGCAUUGGUUUGGACCCACAACUUAUCGAAAGCCGUGAAAACGUCCAUUAUUUACUUACGUUUUACAAGUCUAUCGACUAAGCAAUUAUUCCAACUCUCCCGAUUUGAUCGGGAUCGAGGCGAUCCUGAUUCCCAUAUAUACUCACCUCCCGAUCCGAAAUAUUCGCUUAUCCGAAAGAUUCGCUUAUCCGAAAGAUUCGCUUAUCUUCAUAUAGUCGGCAACGAAAACACGACAAACAAGUUUUUAAAGGCACGUUUACACUUGCAAUUGUUGCUGCGCUUUUCUUCUUCUAUACAUACUCAGAACAUUCACAACUCAUUUACUCGUUCAUAUGCAUAAGCUCUUGCAUGUGGUGUCGCGGUCAGCACGCUUGCCUUUCACUAGAUGGGAGCCGGACCCGGGUUCACUCUAUUCAAGGUCUUAAAAUAAUUGAGGAUAGUGAUUGCUACCUUUACAGUUUACACUGACAUCAGUAUAUGCAUGGUUAGACUUGUGUGUCUCCUCGGAUAAGGACGUUAAAAUCAUAGACAUAGGUAUACCUCGGAUUCCCUAUCAACUGGGCUAUUGCCUGUUGGAAAUCCGCUCAUCAAUGAGUAUAAGAAACGCAGUAAACAAUAAACAAUAAACAAAGAAGAAGAAAUCGCACUGGAAAUCGCAUUAAAUAUUGCAAAUGUAAACGGGCCUUAGUAACAGUCCACCUGACAACAAUCCGUGCGGCCAUGCCUAUAAUAUAUGCAUGCAUGCAUGCAUUGAUAUUUUCAAUUUGAAAUCUCUUAUGCAUGGUUAAGGUUGAAAUACUUUCGUUAAGGUUGAAUGUAAGGUCACCAUUAUCAUUUUUAUGCAUGCUUUAUGUCACCUAUAUUUAUUCAUUAAAUGAUAAGUAAACAACAGUAUAAUGAUUAAUGUAAAAAAAACACAGUCAUAUCGGUUAUUGUUUAUAUGCUCUAUAUUUCGCUGAUAAUAGGACCCAUUAGACAAGAAAAACAGAUUAAUAACUGGACUGGUCUUUAAUCUGUCGAGGUUUCCAGUGGGCAUCUGAUUUGAGGAAUUUGUGGAAUGUAUAAAUAAAAUUGUGGAUGAAUAAAAAAAACACGUGUAAGCCACGACAUAAACAGUUCAUACAUGCACAAUUAUUUGCUAAUUUCAUUCGAAUUUAACUAACCAAACGCAUCACUAAUUAUUGUAUAGCAUAUUUAUCUAAAAAAAACUCUUCCAAUUCAAGUUAUUUAAAGAACAAUUAAUAAUGCAUUGGGUCGUUUUUGAAGCUGCUCGAUGACUUGAUGACUCGAACACCUUCGAAAAAUUCUGAAUUCAAAAUAUCGCCGCAAAAAUUUUGAAAUCCCAAAUUUUGAAAUCCCCAACCCCAAAUUUCUCACAAAAUCACUAAUCCUACAAAAUAGCUAAAACUAUCAAAAUUGCGGGCAAAAUCCCUCCUUUAAAAUCCGUUGAAAAUCUCGCAAAAAUCCCUAUUAUAUAUAUAUUUUUGCAGGGAUUUUGGAAUCCCAAAAUCUUCGUAUACGCUUUUACAGAGUUAUAUAAGUGAUAGAUAUACACCCCUCGGCUCCGACUGCAGAAUAUAGACUGAUAUAGCAAUUAUCCAGUAAGUUCCAAUUUAUGUCACAUGUGGUAUAAGAAUUAACUUUCAACCCUUAAUUGACAAAAAAAAGCUGAUCGUUUUGUUUAAUUAUCCAAGUGAUCACCUUCAGAUAGUUUUUAAGAUUUUUCAUCAGUUACUUGAAUUAGCUAUAUAAGCUCAUAUAACAACAGCAUUUGUAAGGCUUAAUCUAUAGAAACCUUUAUAAGAUAUAGAAAAAUAUUAGUUAGGAAUGUUUAAAAUUUCAAAGCGUCUUGAAGGCCAAGGUUUCAUCAAAAUGAUAAAUUAAAGCAGCAGGGAGAUGUAUAAAGUUCAGCUGCAUGCAGUCUCAAGGCGGCUUCAGCUGCCGAAUUCGCAGAUGUUUUGAUUCACACAAGAUAACUUUAUGUCCCAAGACUGAAAAACAACUUAUUAUCUAUAUUUGUUGACAUUCAUCUUAAAACACUUCCCCAUGCAUGUAAGACAAUAUAAUUAAAACAUAAUGAGUACGGACAAAACUUAUGCGUUAAAAAUGCUUUUUCCUGAAGAGUGAAGUACGGUGCCUUGGAGAUACGGGGAUUAUAAAUUAUAAUGUCAGCUAGGGAAACUGUGAUAGUCUGAUCAUCUUGUCUUAACAAGAGGGAGGGUGAACUGAGCCUCUCAUAUAUAUUCAUGUUGAUUUAUACUUAAAAUAAAAUAAUUGUUUUGUACACGGGGUCGGGGAGUGGGAAGGAAGACUUCUUUUUAACUAUAAUUGAUAUGGGCAACGCGCUUGACGCAUUUGGCACCAUAAAGAUUGGCACGUAUAAACCGCAUCUUCGGAAAAUACGAAAUUCGGUUAAAUAAACAAUUACAAACUACUUCAUGUUUUAUAAAAUUGUGAACAAUUUACUGAGAACAUAUAUAAUAUUUAUAUUACUUCUACAGUAUAUUUCAUACACAGCAAUAUCCACAGUGACAGUGUGUUGAAGAAAUAAUAUACUAAAUAUUAUAUUAUAUUACGUUUCACAAGCCAUUUACAAGCCGUGUUGCGUUGGUGAUAUACAAACUCUGCUUCGGAACGACAGCCCAUGUUGUAAAUAACAGCUACUUGAAAACUCUUUCUAUACAAGUUUCAAGGUGCCACACACAUAGUGAUGCUAAAAACAUCAGUUAGCAAUUAGUCAAUGCGUUUUUUUUUUAUUUAUGGCGUGAUUGUAUAAAAUCUGUACAGUUUGUAUAAUUAGAUUGUUCUUCGAGUUCUUUAGGCUAAUUUCCGUUAGAAAAUGUAAAAGAAAACACAACCGGAUGAUUGGAUUUGUCUUAAAUUGAUGCAUUAUUAACUGUGAGAUUAACAACUGAUUUCCUAGAUGAUGUACACGGUAAUGCGUACGGUAAAUAGUGUUAUAUAUAGGCAUCAACAUCCCUCAAAGUUAUGUAAUAAUUUGCGGGUAACUUAGCCCUAGGUUCCUCGCGACAGCCAUUUUUCCUCGAAAGUCAUUUUAACGAUGACAUGAAAACGCCCUGCAAACCACACUGUUGAUCAGGUUCAGCGAAUAAAUUCUUGCAAAACACUCGUCAGUCCUCAUUGCUUUUUACUGAUGACAUUUUCUAUUUUGCAACAUAAAGUAUUCGGCGGUAUAUUUAUCAAACAUGGCCUUGAGUAUUUUCAUCUUUAGUUAUGCAUUUACUUUCUAGCGCAAUAACACUGAUGCGAAUUGGGAUUAGAGUUCGGGUAAAUCAUUGUAAUUGACGCUUCUCAGACUGCCUCCGCACCGGGGAAGCUGAAAUCGAACCCGCGAUCGAAACCAAAUCCAAGGUCGUGAGCUUAUUUCCUACCGCUGUCAAGCAAUUUUUCAGUUUUUCCGACGUAGGCCACUCAAAAUUGCAUUAUCUAAAAAUAUACUUUUAAUUACAUGCAUACAUGAUUGAUAUUUUGGGGUCAUGCUACAAUCCUGCAGGCAAAAAUUAUUGUGGACUAAAUUAUUGAGAAAUUUUUGUAUACCUGCCUUGCCUAAUAAAUACGUGCAAAACAGCAAUAUAACUUCCCCCCGUUCAAUGUUGAAAGCUUAUAAAUUGAUUAGGUGAAAGAUCUGUGAAAUGCAUGUCAAAAUCAACAUUGUAGGACGGAGUUGCGCCGUUGCGGGAGACUAAGACAGCAACAUGUGUAUGUGAACAGUAAAACUUUAGUUUACACCUAAGUGUCCACGGAAUUUUUGCAAUGACUGUAGCUUCUUCGGAGCGAAUUUCAUCAUUUUCAAAUUUAAGGGUGAAAAUGCUGCCUUUUUCGGUUUUGGCAUCCGAUUAAUAUGUGCUAACAGGGAAGUCUCACAACUUGUGAUGACUGUUGGGACGUGCAUGUCCACCCACUUCUCAGCACUGAGUGUGAAAAUCCAGUCUGAAUAUUUUAAGAGUUUGGCAGGAGAUUUGGCCGGGGAUUAUAUACUUGGUUACAAGUUAAAGAAAGCAUGCUUGCAACUUUAGACUUGCUACAAGUCGCCUGGACCGCCUGGUAUCAUUAGGGACCUUUAGCAUGUAGAUUGUAGGACGGCAACGCGACGACGAUGACCAAAACAAAGUCCUUGAAAUAAAUAAUUUUAUGGAAAACUUGUCGUGUAAUAUUAUUCGCUGUACGAAUUUAAUACAGUUUUAGAAGGUUAAGACGGAGGUUUAUAUUUAAGAAGACUUCUACUAAGCCAGUUUGCCGAGUACCACUUCUCGCGCGUUGUAUACAAGACGUAGCCUAAGAAUCAAUAUCAUUAGUUUGCUGUUGUAAACAGAGUGAGGACGACAUCUAAAACUCCCAAGCCCAAGGGACUUUUAAUUAUUAAUUUCUAAUUAACGCUAUCAUAAAUUCCAUUGUAUUUAUAGCCGUCGCCGUCUUGCUAGCUAAGGACGCUUUCCAUUAACAUGGCCAGACUGGUCAGAGAGGUCAAAUUGUUGAAUUGAACACCAAACAAUUGGGCUUCGGACCUAUCUGACCGGAAAAUUUAGAUAACAUUAGAAUGAGGUCCAUUUUCGCUAGAUAUUUGAGAAACAUAGACCAGAUCUUUCCAUUGAUACAGAGAAAAGAAUUCGGGUCUGACCGGUCAGGCCAUUAAAUGGAAAGCGCCCUAAGGUCCCUAAUUACUUAGCUGCGAGGUUGAGCUCAAAUUUCUUAAAGUGUGGUCAAGCUCGCCCAUUCGUUUUAUCCCUCACGAGUUCUCACUCGUUUUGCUGCUUAUAGUGCGAGACAAGUUACAAGCGGUUACGGUGCGACUCAGUAGGCCCCAGUUAUUCUGUGCCCCAGUAGCAACUUUCGCUAUGAACAUAGAACAAACUAUCACUUAUUUCUUCUCUUAACAUGAAAAGCUACAAAUUUCUAAUUCAGUUCAAUUCUGCUGUAAAUUGUGAUGUAUAUAAUUUAUAUCGAUGAUCGUAUUUGAAUUGCUUGUUUUUUUUUUGUUCAUUCGUGAGUCAGCAAAUCAGUAUAGAAAACACGUUGUCACUUUUCUAUCUACACGACUACACUUUAGUCUUUACACAACUUCCCUGUUUUCCAACUAUAUGUGCAAAUACAGUCUGUUUAAAUGAUUCACCUGAUUAAAAAAAAUUAAAACCUUUAUAACGACGUCAUAGUUGCGAGAAGCCCUUAAUUUUAUAAUUUUAAUCUGUUGUUUUUAUUAGAAACACUUGAACGCACUUUACUAUUUUACAAAUGUCCUGCUGGCACAUCGGAUAAAAAUCCUGAAAAUGAUUAAUCAGUCACGCUAUAAUUUUUACUAGAAACCAGUAUAACAUUUGGUACGACUUAUGCAUUUUGAAAUCAGCUAGACAAUACGCUAAAUAAUUCCAGGAAAUCCUUCUUUAAAAUCAUUGUUUUACAGCCGUAUUUCAUUUCCGUAAUAAUUUGUGAAACAGUGAAUAAUUAAUGAGGCACAGACUCACGUGAUCCUUGUGUAAUCUCAAUAAAGAUUAACAAACUUCAGAACCGUCCUCACCCCUCAGAUAUAUGAAUCAAAGUCCCUUAAGGCCGAAAGUGACAGCAAGAAUUAGAGCAGUUUGGUUGUUUUUGCAAACGGGCACAGUGGGAAUUUUGCCAUUUGUUGUGCUUCUUUUGCCAAAUCAAAAGAACGAACGCGUGCUCCAGCCCGAUUUCCUGUUCUGUAAGGCCCGAUUCGCAGGCAAACAGUGCGCGCAAAGUAGGCUGUCAUUUCUCAUUGCUUAACUACCCCACACCACACUCAAGUAAGCACAAAGACUCACAGAUGUUGCCGUGAGUCAAAAAUGAGUUUCAUAUUAUUCUGAUACUGCAGAAUACAACGAAAAAUUUGCUAGGCCUCUGCACUGCUCCGGUGUGCCCAAGGAUUGGUAGCAAGUCCUAUAUAUCCAAAUUAAGUGCAUGAAAUAUUUUAAAAUUUCGUUGUCUCUUGCGGGAUUCAAACCUUAAGUCGUUUCAAGACGAAAUUUUCGUUGUACUCUGCACAGCUGAACAAAUACGAAACCAUGUUUUUUCAAGAACUUACCGUACGAGUAUCGGAAGGAUCUAUAUUAAAGCUAAGAAUAGUAUCAAAGUUAAGAAUACUAAGUCUAAGAAGGUGUAUAUAAAAAAUGUUCAUAGUUACAGGUAUACGUUACAGGGGUGCCUUCGACCUAAAAAAGAUUGAUGGCUGCAGUUUACGAGGGCCUUGAUUACACCUGAUCGAGGUAAAAGUCUCUUACUAAUCUACUGAGGAAGACCCAUACCUCAAAACGAAAGUGUUAUUAAAAACGAAAAUAUUUUUAAUGAACGAACUGUACGUUCUACUAAUGUUUUACUAGGUUUGAAAUGUACGAGUCGAGUGAUUAUUUGAAGGACAUAUAAUUGAAACACUGAUCAAUUUCCUUUCGGAAAACCAGGCGGUACAAUGUCAAAAACAAUCGAUAAAUAUCACAACAAUCUUUUGAGUUUUUACGCAGUUGUAACCACGAUGUCGACUAUAAUUGAUGUCAAAUUUGUUAUCAGAAUGGGAGGAAGUACUUAUCACAGGAAAUCUGGACCCGAAGUCAACAAUUAUAUGCGAUGCCAAAAAAGAUAAAUGAUUUCCGAUAAGAAUUCGUUUUCUAUAAUUUGAUAAUCACACAGCAAAUACCGAUAUUGAAGAUAACGUUUAUUAGUGGGUUUCAUAAAUGACAUAUGAUAAAAACGGCAAGGCAUCCGGAAAAAGAUUGCUCAUGAUUGAUACUGAAUCUACAAAAAAGCUAGCAUUGUGACAGCUGAGUGCAUGACACAUUCCUGUGCUGACAUUUUCCUGAAGGUGUAAGCUGACAUUUCUAGGGCUUCUUUUAUUUUUAUGAAAAAUAUUUCAAGGUUUCUAUUGAUCAAGGUUAUUUUAGAGGACAGGAACCUCUAUGACCUGACUCGAUUGAAUAAAGUAAUAAAAUUGACUUCAAGUUUAAUCUUGUUGUCUUCACACAAGGCAACUCUCUGUCUACAGUAGUCAAAAUCCAUUUCAAAUUCAAUCUGAGAACGAUAUUUAGUAUCACCGCGUACUAUAGCCUUUCAGCACAUUCCAGGCGAAGGGUGUGUGUGUUUGUGUGGUUGUUGUAGGGGAAGUUUGCUGGAGGGAGAUUAUUCAUUUAUUAAGGGAGAAAGCAAAAGUUCUACAUAUUACGACUACCUUUGAUAAUUACUCCUCCACCAGUAUAAUUUACUAUUAUUGUGAAUAGCACAAAACGGGGCACGGGUGACUUUACGGCUUGAUAGAAAAUUUACUCAAAUUACUGAAAGGAUUUACAAAUAUUGAAUAUUAGACUUCGUGGAAAAUGUUUUUCGAUAACAACUUCAUCAUUUAGAAAAAUUCUCUGUAAUACCACCAGCUGAGCAGAACAAUAGAGUAAAAAAGAGGCCGCGCCCUUAAAAGCAUAGUCUCAUUGCGGCAUUUUCAAAGGCAACGGAGUACGAUAUACAAGACUAGGAAUGUCCAUGCAAGAACCAGAACGAAACAGUGUUUAGUGUUCUGGGGCCGGUUGUAUAAAAAGUGAUUAAAGUUAAUCAUAGUUAAGUGGAAAUGUCAUCCAAUAAGGAGCGCCUAUUUGAGAGUUAAUCACUAUUUAACUACAAAAUAGUAAUUAAAAAAGUGAUUAUGAGUUUUAUACAACCAGCCCCUGAUCGUCAAAAAGAUCAUUACUUGGCGAAAAUAGAUGUCAAACCCCUUCUUGAUGUUAUUAGAUGCAGAAACUAAUCAAUAGACCUUAUGAAUAAUGACGUCACAAGGCUUGAUGCCCGCGAGGAAUGCUGGUCUUAGUAGUCAUCGCUAGGGAAAAUUUCGAUAGUAGCCAUUUUGAAUUGUUUAAUUUUCCCGGGUGAUGUCUAUUAAGAUCAGCACCCCUCGCGGGCAUCAAGUCUUGCGACGUUAUUAUGCAUGUCUAUUGUGAAAAGAUUUCUGCUUUCGCUUCUUUAAAAUCAAACAUAAUGACGUAGUGUGUUUCUUUUUGUCUUUUUAGUCACCCCUCUUCACUGCAGAUGUACGGGAGCGAACUGCGAGAGUGAUGUAAUGGACACUUGCUAUACAAUACAUUCUUGUUUUACCAAGACCAUUGGAGGGAAUACGUCGUAUGGUUGUAUGCAAUCCCUUGGUCUGGAACAAUUUUAUUGUAGUAAAAUGUUUAAGACAUUGCAAUGUUGCACAACUGAUCUAUGUAACAAUAACGGCUUGCCUCCUAAGCCUUACUUGUCAGGUUAGUGUUGUUUGAUGUUUCAUAUAGCACAAUUAAGGUUUAGGGGACUUUGAGCGAUUAAUAUCACAGUAAUUUUGUUACUGUCAGUACUUCCUUCUAUGGUCAUUCCAAAUAGGCUGUUAUUCUUGCAUGACUGCUCCAGUUUGCAAUAAUUUUUUUGACCAAUAAUACGAGUUGCCCAGGACGGAAUCAUACGCUUAUAAAAUUAUUUAUUUAUUAACUUCGGCCGUUUACACGAAAAUAAACAAGGAAAAUACAAACAUAAAAAGUGGCUCAGAAACACUAAUGUUAGUGACCUGUUGCAGAAUAAAUACAACACAACAAAACACAAGUACAAACAUGAAAGAAGAUUGCAACAUAGUCCAUCUUAUCUGAAGUGGUCUUGUCGAGAGUUCCAGGAAAUGGUCAUGUAAACGUUGGAAUAUGAGGGAGUUUAUAUAAGCUUCACGUUUGCGGGAACAGCAAACGGCAUGCCAAGCAUAGUCGAAUUUUAUUGGCAGAAUUUUUGCUUAACCUCUUCGCUUCAUCGUCUCUUUCUUAUCUCAAAAGGAUCAUCAUACAUUACAGUCUUAAAAUAGCAAGUUGACUUUUUUCCCAUUUAUUACCUUGUAGCGUAAUUUUUUUCUUCCUCUGGCGUUUGCCAUUUGUCGGACGUUUGAACGUAAAGCGUAAACUCCCAAUUGUUACAACAACUUGAUUGUCCUAAUACUUUACUAUACACUUUUCGUUUAUCUUAGUUCCAUCGACAAAACUGGCUAGUUUGGUGAAACGUAUAGUUACAGUGAAUAUCACAGACUCUGUUGAUCGUCGUGCUAAAAUUGAUGGCUAUGUUGCCACAAUGUACACACCUGGAGAAAACAGACAGAAGAUUCAAAUACUGGCGUCUGAUACACGUUCUUUCACAUUUAGUUACUUAUUAGUUAAUACUACCUAUGUCAUUGAAGUAACAUCGUAUCGAGGUCGUGUGGCAUCUGAGAGAUCUAAGGCAAUCACAAUCAAAACGAAAUCUCCAGGUAUGUCGGUUUAUCAGUACUACGAUUGGAUAGAGUAUCUUUUUGAAUUGAAUUAGUCAUUCUGAAACGGCCAGAAUAUUCAGCUCAAUAGGACAUUGGGACGCGUGUCUUUCCAAGCCUGUUUUAACGAGUUCUAGAACAUCUGAAAACAAUAGGUGGACUUGAGGUGGCCAUACUGAAGAGAGGUGCGAGAUUAAACAUCAAGGCCAGCGAGAGGAGGGGGGAGGGGGCAAAAUACCCGGGGCCCGGAGUGCUCUGCAGAGGGGCCCGGAAAUCUCGGUAAAAUGAUCGUAUUGUUUAUCAUCGCUUUAUGUUUGUCCUAAAUGAAAUACGCCUACUUGCACACUAUAUCCGCUGAUCGUCGUCAUCGAUCGUAAAACGUACCGAACGUAACGAUUUUUCGAUCGUUUUCUCAGCAAAAACAGUUAGCACAUCGUUCACAUUGCGUUUUUAACUUUUUAUCAGUUAUGCGGCGAUUUCUUGCAAGUAUCUCGCUGGCAAUUCUCUCGUUGAUUGCGAUUAAAAAUAGCCAGCGGGAAAGUCGAGAGAGACAGGGGGUGGGUGUGUUCACCAAUCGUCAUUUUGUCCCGGGGCCCGUGGUUGGCUCUCGCCGGCCUUGUUAAACACCAAUUUCCCUGUAUGAUUAAAAAGGUAGUGAGCCACCUGAUUUGUAGGCUACGGAGUUUCCCGUGGAGGCGGCGACAGUGACGACUAAUUUCUUUAUCCAGACACAUAAAGAACAAUAUCCUGAAAAUGUAACUAACGUCCUCUGACAUCACAGUAACCCACACAUUUGUUGUGGUCACACUAAUAUAUAUAUCCGUCACGGUCUCUAGAUUUUUGUUGAAUGACACCAUUAUAAUUGUACUAAAAUUAUAUGACAAACUCAGUAAUGUCUUUUUUCUUUCAGAAUGUGAUUACUUCAAAAUGGGAGAGAUCGGUGGUAAGAAGACAGAGUCAUGUACGUCAUUUGGAUGUGUUAGUACAUGGACUAAAUACGGAACCAUUCUAACGCUUGUGGAGAGAGGAUGUUGGAAUGAUGUAUCUGAAUCCAAAUGUCAGACAUUGCAAAAGCAGUACAUGAACAACUCAAUCGAAUUCGUAAUCUGCACGUGCGAUAGGAGAAGUUGUACACCAAAAACAAAAACAUAAAAAGUUCUUCAUUCCACUUGAACGCAUUCCUUUCGUUACGACUGUAGCACAGUAUUCACUGGCGAUUGCGGGCUGGACAGCUGAAUAAUACCUUUUAGUGAAAAUCUGCAAUCUUAGAAUAAUUAAUUGGGACAUGCAUGGUUGUUUUCAAAAUCUCACUCCCACUUUCUGCAAUUAUUUUGUUUCACUCUACCCCCCCCCCAGCCCUUCCCCCCCGCCCCACCAAACAAUGUUAUUUCACAGCAAUGUCAUUCGAGCCUCGAUACACAUCAUAUUGAAUCAUAAUUGAUUGGUUGGGAGGGGAAGUGGCGAGGGAAGGGGCUCUUUACGAUAUAACACGCAAAUGCUGUUCAAACAGCGUUGUGUCCCUUCCAGAAUUAUAAUUAAAGAAAUCUAGAUAAAUUCAGUAUGUUUUCAUUUUCACUUCUAAAAUUCGAAAAGCCGUAGCUACGUCCUAGUGAUUAACAAAAAAUUCCCCUACUGUAGCUCUUGCCUGUUUGUCAGGGAACUUUACUGUAUGUAAUAUUGUACUGUACAUCAUCAGAGAUCAACUGUAUAGAAUAUUCAUUUUCACAAAGUAUUUUUAAUUAUCAGUUUAACUUUAAACAUAAAAAUAAAGUAUAAACAUAAGACUGAAAAAACGAGAUAUUUUAAUUUCAUUCUUUGUAUAUAAUAAAUAGUCCUUAAAUACGAGAUAUUUAUUUGUCGUAAGUUAAAACGAAGAGCUGUAGAGCGUUCUUGUGUAUAAGUUAAAAAUUAAAUAAAAUUAUUACUGAAAAUGUCUUUCUUUGAUAUACAACUACUUUACAAAUACAUGCAUGCGUUUGUCGCAAAAUCGGCACUCAUUUUAGAAAUUAAUUAAGUAUUAUUUUAGAACAGCAAGAGUCUGAAAAACCAGAACACAUAUACCCUUAGUUCAUUUCUUCAAUACAUGGGUUCCGAUUUUUCCUGUCGAGAUGCGAUGGCUGGAUGGACACGUAUAGUUAUUCUUGGAUUUUAUUGCCUCAUUCCAUAAUCCCUUGUGUUGUGAACGGAUUGCUUCACAGCCAAUCUCGUUCCCAGAGUAUGCCUGUUCGCAGGUUAUGCAGUAGUGGCAUGCCACUACAUAACCCGCAAACAGGCAUACUCUGGGAACGAGAUUGCUUCGCAGCUACUUAGGGGAGCAUAUACUGAGCAUUCUGCCAAUUAGAGAAGAUAACCUGGGCACCAAAGCCGUUUUUAUAAUAGCAAGGUUCAGUUUGACUUCCGCUACACACGUAAAGAUGUGCAACCUAUUACAGAUAACAAACAAGUUGUAAGAAGGUUGUUGUCAAGCCGAUCCAGGAUGUGUUCGCACUACUCGUUCCCAGUUAAGUCUGGAAACAAGUUGUUGUCACCUUGUUAUAAGGUUUAUGCGGGUACGG